Molecule: messenger RNA, 1176 nt
Organism: Aureobasidium musti
Lineage: Eukaryota; Fungi; Ascomycota; Dothideomycetes; Dothideales; Saccotheciaceae
Source: the annotation of a GenBank genome assembly
AUGGCACGCUCCAAAUCUCCAGUCCUCCCCAUAUCUCUUUUCGACAUCUUCCUGGGCUCUGGACGUACCAUUCGCAGACCAACUGGCCCACCAGGAGUAAGCACUAUGUACACAACUCCAUCGUCUGAGAAUGCUGACUCACGCAGCUACCUUUUCUACAGNGUUCCUGGCAAGACCGAACUCGUUCGCGUGCGCAGACGUGUCAGCGGCCAGAAGAACGACGACGAGGAACCCAAGGCCGCCAGUNNGCUAAAGGCAGCAACAAAGAGAACGCGCAAUCUAGCUCCAAGCACAGCAGCAAGAAGGACGGCAAGAAAGACGACAAAAGUCCAACUCCAAACCUUCCAACGACAAGCUGCGGAUGCAAAGAAGGCAGCCGAAGAACCCAAGACCAACGGCGACAAACCUCAAGCUGCUGCNAAAAAUCUUCCAGACCCUGUCUUUACUGCCGAGGACGACGCAAAGAUCUUGCUCUUGCAUUCUGAAGGCAAGAAAAUGAAUGAGAUCGCAAAGGUCAUCGGCAAAACCAGAAAACAGACUAUCAAUCGUUUCAACGAGAUCCAGCCCAAGGAUGGAAAGCAGCAGAAGGGAGGCAAGCAAGGCAACGAAAAGGCUGUAGCUGUUGACAAGAACGAAAAGGUUGACGACAAGCAAAUUGUUAAGGCGGACAAGAAGGUUGAGGAUCGCAAGAGCAAGUCCAACGCCAUCGAUGUGNNAGGGAAGCAGGAGCAGACCUCACCCGCCGCCAUUCUUCUGGCUGGUAAGCACGAGCACGCUCAUGCCCAUCGCCAUGAAGUCCGUCACGACCACCAUCAUGACCACCACGUCCACCUUCACGACUCUCAUCCUCGCCGCUCUACCCACGACACUCCUCACGCCCGCCACGACUCAGCCCACGCCCCUCACCACUCUCGCACCCGCCCCCACAGAUCCCAUUACCGCCCUGCAGCCUCCAUCACUCCCUCCUCACGCACAGCCUACACGAUCAAAACCAUGCCUUCCCUUGCCGAAGACGACCUCUUCUCUUUUGGCGAACUCCAAGCCCUCUCUGAACUGAUCGGCAAGGACGUGGACGGAAUGUGGCACCGUGUCAGUGCUGCCUUUUUCGGUAUGACUGGUAGAAGAAUUGCUGCCGAGGAUAUUAAGGAGAAGUUUGCUGGUUUGGAAGUUGAGUAG